Cyclocybe aegerita is the source of this 1536-nucleotide messenger RNA. Lineage: Eukaryota; Fungi; Basidiomycota; Agaricomycetes; Agaricales; Hemipholiotaceae. The record is from the annotation of a GenBank genome assembly.
AUGUCAUCAGCCAUCGUUGUUGCUAUCGUGCUUCUCGUCGCAGUCUAUCUUCAUUCUCUUAGGAAACGACGAAAGCUCCCCCCUGGCCCAAAAGGCUUGCCUAUCCUCGGUGUUGCGAAAGAGCACCCGAAAACAGAGUUCUGGAAGACGUACGCAGAAUGGGGAAGAAAGUACGGAGACAUUGGCUUCAUCUCAUUCCAUGUUCUGGGACGACGAAUGGUUGUGAUCAACUCUGCGGCGGUCGCAGAGGAUUUGCUUGGGAAGAGGUCGUCAAUCUACUCGGAUAGGCCCUUCCCGACGAUGGGCGGCGAGCUCAUGAAGCGAGAGAAGAGCAUCUUUCAUAUUUCGUACAACGAAAGAUUCAAGACGUACCGGAAAUACAUGCAGUCGUCCUUCAAUCCGACUGCUACCCGAUCUUAUUGGCCAAUCCUGCAGAAGGAAGCGCGUAUUAUGGUCGCAAAUAUCACCACGACUCCUCAGCAUUUGGUUGAGCAUCUACGAAGAAACGCUGCAGCGACUACUAUGAAGAUUGCCUAUGGAUACACCGUUGACAAGGAAAAAGAUCACUUUAUUGACAUGGCGGAAGAAAGUAUGAGAGUCGGUUCGCUAGCCGGGGCUCCUGGGAAGUGGCUCGUCGAUUCUAUUCCUACUCUCAAAUACCUUCCAGAUUGGUUCCCUGGUGCCAGUUUCAAGAGGCAGGCGAAGGUUUGGAGUGAACAAAUGUACACACAAUUAUCAGAGCCCCAUGAGUGGGUUAAGUCCCAAAUGGCUGCUGGAACAGCAGAGCCCUCGUUUACUUCGCGCCUCCUCGAAGCUAGGGAUCCACAAGUCUCAGAAGUUGAACACGACGAGGUUGUGCUAUUCACAGGAGGGGCCAUCUACGCAGCAGGUGCCGACACGACUGUCGCCGCCGUCAAGGCCUUCUAUUUCCUUAUGAUGCUCUAUCCAGAGAUCCAGAAACGGGCCCAAGCAGAGGUCGAUUCAAUUAUCGCUAAAGAACAAAGGCUGCCCACAUUGCAAGACCGGCCCUCGAUGCCAUACAUUGACGCUGUCAUGCAGGAAGUCUUCCGCUGGACACCGUCCAGCCCAAUAGGUCUCUUCCACUGCACCGCUGCCGACGACGCGUACUACGGCUACUUCAUCCCCGCAAAGACGACCAUCAUCGCCAACAUCUGGGCGAUGACGCACGAUGCCGAACAGUAUCCCGACCCGUUCACCUUCAAUCCCGAGCGUUUCCUGAAGAAGGGCGGUAACGACACGGUCCAGCCUGACCCCCGCGCGCUCGUGUUUGGCUUCGGGCGGCGUGUGUGUCCGGGGCAGCACGUCGCUGAGGCGUCCAUCUUCAUGCAGAUGGUGACCACGCUGGCGGUGCUCGAUAUCUCGAAGCCUGUGGACAAGGACGGUCGCAUUAUCGAGCCUGAGAUAGCAUUCACCACAGCCAUUGUCAGCCAUGUCAAACCCUUCCAGUACUCUAUCAAGACGCGCUCGAAAGAAGCACUCACGCUCUUAAUGCAAGACAUCGCAGCUGAUUCUUAA